Penicillium malachiteum is the source of this 840-nucleotide messenger RNA. RefSeq lists its product as uncharacterized. NCBI's taxonomy places the organism in Eukaryota, Fungi, Ascomycota, Eurotiomycetes, Eurotiales, Aspergillaceae. The transcript has 3 exons. The record is from RefSeq and is a predicted model, not a curated record. The coding region runs from base 1 to 840 and encodes 279 amino acids.
AUGGGUGCCAACCUCAGUUCUCUCAUCGAGAAGGAGGCUCAGGAUCCGGACGGUGCCAAGGUCCGCGAGCAGCUGGACAUUCUCAUGAAACUUGCCGAUGCUAGACUUGAUACCUUCGAGUCAGAGCUGACAACUAUGUUCCUUGACAAUGCGUCCACAGCCAAGCGCAGUGUCCCAGGAAAGCGUGCAUUGCGCUUUGAGAGGUCUGUCCGUGUCAACUGCGGUAAGGAGUACGGCAAGGACCUCUCUACCACGAUUGACACCUACUUUGGGUAUGGAGGUUCCAACACAAAGCCGUUGGGUGUUGAGGAGGACGCUCUCAAUGGCUUCAAGACCGUCGUCACGCGCGGAAUGGAAGAGUUCCUCACCGACACCUCUGCUGGUGAGGCCUAUGACAAGAAAUUCUUCGUCUGUAUCAAGCACAAUGCUAUUAUUCGCGUGGAUGUGUACACUUACCGGUACAACUUCACUAAGGGUGGUGUCUUCGCCCAGAACGAGUACAACAACGUGCUUGGAUAUGUCAUGUGCACCUCUGUCGUUGACCACACGGCUUUGACCGUCGACGAGAUUGUCUUCCUUGCCUCGGAAUUUGCUGGCGAUCAGCCCUGGCAGUACGAGACUUACCUCUGGCAGCUCAUUCACGUCUGGAGAUGGCUGGGAGAUAAGACGGUGACAAUGGACCCCAAGGUCCAAGAAGAGACUAGGGUUGUCACCGCUCGUCCCAAGGAGAGUAAGAAGAUUGAUUCUAAAAAUUCUGAGAAUGAUCAGAAAGUCCGCGACGUCGGACCACCUCCUGAGGCUGGGUCGGGUUCGUCGGCCACUGUUGAAACUCAAAGUUGA